CCAAAUGGAAGUGGGCUAAAGCGCGGGGCGCAGUUGAAUAAGUUAGCUCAAAGGUUAUAUGUAGUGUGUCGGUUAGACUGGUUGGUCCUCUUCGCAAGAGUGACGGCUAAACGCAUUAGCUAGGCUAAUAAGCUGUUUUCCCGUCGACCGCAGUGCACUUUCCUCCAGUGAGGCGCUUGUUUUGCGGGUUUACAGCUCAAACCAACACGGUUACGCGCAGAACAAGAGUGGAAAUAAUUGCGAAAACUGCACUGUAACUGGAGAUGCGCUGUCACUACGGUUCAUGAUGAAGCAGCGGUGGGUGUCCCAGUCCGCCCGUUUCUGUGGAGCUCACAAACACUUCCAAGAAUUGUAUUUUAUGAAAUGCAGCCCUCGGGAAAAUAAGGAGAGUGAAGGUUUUAGCCGCUGUUAAAGAAGCCCAGCCCGGCUUUGCUGUGUGUUCUCGGCGAUAAUGUCUCACUCAUGGGCGAGCAGAGGCUUUAAAAUGAUGGCGAACCCCAACUACUCCACCGGGAGCUUUGAUGGCCUUCAUCGCCCGAGUGACGAUGAUGACGAUGAUUUGGUGGACAUCGCAGGAGCCACAUUGGACUUUUCCAGCACGGACGACGUCCCCCCUCUCAGCUCAGGAUACUAUGAGGAGUACAGCAGCAGAGCCGGCGGUAUGAACGGCAAUGGCCCCAGCAAACUUGUGGACCCACUGGAGGACCCGGUGCCUGGAUUGGGCACCUACGAAGACUUCAACACCAUCGACUGGGUCAGGGAGAAGAGCAAGGACCGGGACAGACACAGAGAGAUCACCAAGAACAGCAGACAGUCGACCGUAGCCCUGCUGCACAGCGUCAGCGACGCCUUCUCAGGAUGGCUGCUCAUGCUGCUCGUGGGACUCAUGGCAGGCGCUCUAGCCGGCGGCAUCGACAUCGCAGCUCACUGGCUGACAGACAUGAAGGACGGCGUUUGUCUCAAUGGCUUCUGGUUCAAUCACGAGCACUGCUGCUGGACGUCCAACGAGACGACGUUUCAGGAGAGGGACCACUGUCCGCAGUGGCAGAGCUGGGGCGAGCUCAUAACGGGGAAGUCAGAGGGUGCAUUUGCCUACGUAAUGAAUUACCUGAUGUACAUGUUCUGGGCUUUACUCUUCUCCUUCCUGGCCGUCACGCUGGUCAGGGCCUUCGCUCCGUAUGCGUGUGGCUCAGGAAUACCUGAGAUUAAAACCAUCCUCAGCGGCUUCAUCAUCCGCGGCUACUUGGGGAAGUGGACCCUGAUCGUCAAGACCAUCACCCUGGUUUUAGCCGUCUCCUCAGGGCUCAGCUUAGGAAAGGAGGGCCCUCUGGUCCACGUGGCCUGCUGCUGUGCUAAUAUAUUGUGUCAUCUGUUCACCAAGUACCGCAAGAACGAGGCCAAACGGCGAGAGGUGUUAUCGGCAGCGGCGGCGGUCGGUGUCUCCGUGGCCUUCGGCGCUCCCAUUGGAGGAGUUUUGUUCAGCCUGGAGGAGGUGAGUUAUUACUUCCCUCUGAAGACCCUGUGGCGGUCGUUCUUCGCCGCCCUGGUCGCUGCCUUCACCCUGCGCUCCAUCAACCCGUUUGGGAACAGCCGCCUGGUGCUGUUCUACGUGGAGUUUCAUGCCCCUUGGCACCUGGUGGAGCUGGCCCCCUUCAUCCUGCUGGGUAUAUUUGGAGGCCUCUGGGGGGCGCUGUUCAUCAAGGCCAACAUCGCCUGGUGCAGGAUACGUAAAACCACUCUUCUGGGUCACUACCCCGUCAUCGAGGUGCUGGCGGUGACGGCUUUGACCGCGCUGCUCGCCUACCCCAACAGCUACACCAGGAUGAGCGGCGCCGAGCUCAUCUCCGAGCUGUUCAACGACUGCUCCCUGCUCGACUCGUCUCAGCUCUGUGGCUACAUGCAGCCAGCCAACACAUCAGAAACAGGUGUGGGUAACAGCCUGGCGGACCGGCCUGCCGGAGAGGGCCUGUACACCGCUCUGUGGCAGCUGGCCUUGGCCUUAAUCUUCAAAAUGUUGAUCACUGUCAUAACCUUUGGCAUGAAGGUUCCCUCUGGGCUCUUCAUCCCCAGUAUGGCAGUCGGGGCCAUAGCUGGCCGGCUGCUGGGUGUCGGCAUGGAGCAGCUGGCCUACUACAACCACGACUGGUUCAUCUUCAAAGGGUGGUGCUCCCCCGGAGCAGAUUGCAUCACCCCCGGGCUCUACGCUAUGGUGGGAGCCGCCGCAUGUUUAGGUGGGGUGACCCGUAUGACGGUGUCGCUGGUAGUCAUCAUGUUUGAGCUGACCGGCGGUCUGGAGUACAUCGUCCCCCUCAUGGCUGCAACCAUGACCAGCAAAUGGGUGGCAGAUGCUUUCGGAAGAGAGGGAAUCUAUGAGGCUCACAUCAGACUGAAUGGAUACCCGUUCCUGGAGCCUAAGGAGGAGUUUGAGCACAGCAGCCUGGCCGUGGACGUGAUGAGGCCCAGGAGGUCGGACCCCACGCUGGCUGUGCUCACGCAGGAGGGCAUGACCGUAGGGGAGGUGGAGGCCUUGGUGGAAAGCACUCACUACAGCGGCUUCCCUGUGGUCGUCUCCCAGGAGUCCCAGAGGCUUGUGGGAUUUGUGCUCAGAAGAGACCUGCUCAUAUCAAUAGACAACGCCAGGAAGCGUCAGGAGGGCGUCGUCAGCGCUUCUCAGGUGGUGUUCACUGAGCAUGCUCCACCUCAGCCUCCCGACGCCCCGUCACCCCUCCGCCUCAGAGGCAUCAUGGACCUGAGCCCCUUCACGGUCACCGACCACACCCCUAUGGACAUCACUGUGGACAUAUUCAGGAAGCUGGGGCUACGCCAGUGUCUGGUUACACAUAACGGGAGGCUGCUGGGAAUCAUCACCAAAAAAGACAUACUGAAACACAUGGCGCAGAUAGCCAACAGAGACCCUGACUCCAUCCUCUUCAACUGAACGCCUCCGUCCUUCCCCAUCCUUCCUUCGCUCCUCUGUAGACGAGGGGACAGGAAAAGACACCAGCUCGCACAGUCGAACGACAUGCGCCUUUACCUCUUUUACUUUAAAAGACUCCAACGUGAAAGCCAAGUAUGUUGAGCUCCAGUUGCACAGGUGACAAGAGAACAAUGGGGAGGCUCUCAGUAACAGUGACUCAUCUUGACUGACACAGCAACUUCAUGCUUUAGAAGCGAGGCUCAGAUGGACGUAGAGAUGAGAAUUAAGUCAAAGGACUAUUUCACAACGGCCUCUAUUGGCUUUUUUCCAUUCUCCUUUGGCUUCUCCGUUACACCUAAGAGAAAAACAUUUUAGGAGGAGGUGGGAAGCGGUAAUCCUCUGUUAUGGAUACUGACAGGAGGACGGGAGGAGAAAUAAUGACAUCAGGGAAGAUGAAGGGGAGGUUUGGGGAGCUCCGUGCCUGCCCUCCAGCCCCUCAUGGCGAGCCCAGACUGAGCAGAGCACUGUGAGACGAGCUGAUGGAUGCCCAGCCAAACCCCCACCCUCCUCCACUUCCAUCCCUCCUUCUGUGAGGUUUCCUGUAGCCCCUGGGGUGAAGCAUACAGGAGUGUGAGAAGAGGAUCUAAUACACACACUUACACUCCAUAAAGACUUCAUGACAGCCUGGGAACUCUGCAGAAAUGUGUUUUUUGUCACAUAGACUCUUGAGAUUUGUAAUACGGCGGGAGACUCCAGCCUGGGAACUAUGCAGUGUUGUCUUGCCAUAUGGGCCCUCCUGUUGGCGACAUGAACAGUUAUAUUCUCAUACAGAAAUCAUACACACAUAACGACAGUGCUGAAUAAACCCUGUCACGCCUUAUCGAAGGCUGCUGCCGAAGGGCUACCAAUGACGAGAAGAAAGAAUCAUAACACGCAAAUUAAUUUAUGUAAAUGUAAAAAUCGUUUGUCUCACUAAAUUAUUUCACUGACUUAAA
Molecule: messenger RNA, 3912 nt
Organism: Scatophagus argus
Lineage: Eukaryota; Metazoa; Chordata; Actinopteri; Scatophagidae
Gene: clcn5b
Product: chloride channel, voltage-sensitive 5b
Exons: 17
Coding region: 452-2938 (828 amino acids)
Biological process (GO): transmembrane transport; chloride transport
Cellular component (GO): synaptic vesicle; early endosome; Golgi apparatus
Molecular function (GO): voltage-gated chloride channel activity
Source: RefSeq, a predicted model, not a curated record